AUGCCACCGGUCCCAGCGAAACCACGAAUCUUGCUCUUCAAUCCAGUGCGGCAUGCACUCGCGGCAUAUAAGGCAUUGGGUGAUACCACCGCCCCAGAGGUCGUCACCAGUAAAUCGCGGAGCGAGUUCUUCAAGGACUGUCAGGGCAAAUAUGCGGACGUGGCGGCAAUCUAUCGAACUUCAGCUAGUGGAGCCAUCGCGGGCAAAUUCGACAAGGACCUGAUCCAACAUCUCCCACCUUCAGUCAAGUUUAUUUGCCACAACGGGGCAGGCUAUGACCAAAUCGAUGUCGAUGCUUGCUCGGCCAAAGGAAUUACUGUUACUUACGCCCCGGACCCAGUAACGGACGCCACCGCGGAUCUUGGAGCCUUUCUCUUACUUGGUGCUCUGCGGCAGCUCAACCCUUCGCUGGUAUCUCUGCGAAAAGGCAACUUCAAGAAUGGCGUAGACUUUGGCCAUGACCCGCAGGGAAAGGUUCUCGGGAUAUUGGGCAUGGGACGUAUUGGUAAAGCCUUGAUUAAAAGGAUGACGCCUUUCGGAAUGAAGUUCAUUUACCAUAACCGUCGACCCGUGGACGAUGCGGGCGAUGCAAGAUAUGUCUCCUUCGCCGAGCUGCUGUCUCAAAGCGAUGUCAUCUCAGUCCACGUUCCCCUGACGAAACCCACCGUUCAUCUCAUUGGAGCCAAAGAGAUCGCGCAGAUGAAGCCGGGAGUGGUGAUCGUCAACACAGCGAGAGGUGCGAUCAUCGACGAGGCUGCCAUGGGAGAGGCGCUAGAAAAGGGGCAUAUUGCUGCUGUUGGACUCGACGUGUACGAGGAGGAGCCCGUAGUACACCCAAAGCUACUGUCAAAUCCUCGUGCCCUACUUGUGCCGCAUUUGGGGACACAUACGACUGAGACUUUGGCAAAGAUGGAGACUUUGGCGAUGGAGAACGCGCGGAGGGGUGUGCUGGGUGAGGAGCUUCUUACAGUUGUGCCGGAGCAAUCUGCUUGA
This is a messenger RNA of Zasmidium cellare ATCC 36951, 993 nucleotides long. RefSeq lists its product as uncharacterized. The transcript is spliced from 3 exons. Gene Ontology annotation, cellular component: cytosol. The record is from RefSeq and is a predicted model, not a curated record. Lineage: Eukaryota; Fungi; Ascomycota; Dothideomycetes; Mycosphaerellales; Mycosphaerellaceae. The coding region runs from base 1 to 993 and encodes 330 amino acids. Gene Ontology annotation, molecular function: NAD binding; glyoxylate reductase (NADPH) activity; hydroxypyruvate reductase [NAD(P)H] activity.